AUGGACCCCUCAGGUCCCGACAGCAGUUCCGAAGGGCUGUUCGAAGGCAACCUUCCUCCCUCGCCCUCACCCGCUUCAAGGCUGACAUAUCCCGCUUCACCCAACGACGUGCCCACAUCUUCCAGUCUUGCCUUCCGACCACCACCUCGACCAGGUUCGUCCUUGCGCAAGGGCAGGAAGAGUGACUUCAACACUCCCGCACCGCCUCCGCUUCCCACAGCACCCAUGUCUGGCUACGAGCACCGCCCUCUCGCCGACGCUACCAACUUCGGCUCGCUUCACAACAGGAUUCGCGACGCACCCAUGCUUUCUUCACCUUCGAAGACCGCCGUCCAUUCCGGUGGAUCUGCUACCCCAAGUCGCCAAUCGUCCGAAGCCGGAAAGACUGUCGACUUGACACGUGUGGUCCGCGAACGUCUGCAGGUCUUGCGCGAGGAGAAUGAGAGUCAAGUCAACUCCGCCGGUCUCCUGGGUCAAGGUCUACUAGAGCUGCGCGGCAAAAUCGAAUCGCUGAUGGAUGAGCUCGCUGAAGAGCUCAGCGCGGCUGAAGACCAGUCCGAAGACAGCCAUGGUGGCAAGCCAGGCAAUGCAAGGAUCCGUGACCUCGGCGAAAAGAUCGAAGCAGAAAUCGAGGACCUCGAGAGGCAAAAGCAGAAGCUCUUCUCCGAGAUCACUGCUCACAGCGCCGACGUUGCCAAUGGCCAUGUUGACGACACCUCCGUGCUCAGCCUUUCCGAGACUCCCUCCAAAGCUACACGCGUCGCUGAUGCCAUUCGCCACCUCACCGCCACUCCCGGCAAGUCGCCAGCCGCAUCUACAGGUUCGACACCUCGACAGACCGACCGUCGCAGCCGCAACGCUGCUGCCCGUCAGGCCAAGGCCGACACUGACCUCAUCAACGAGAUCCAAGCCGGUCUUGUGCAGGAAGUGCGUCGACUCCAAAGCUUGCUCAAGGAGCGUGACGACCAGCGUGUCUCCCUCGAACGGUCUCACACCGAGCUUGAAAAGCAGCUCGACCAGUACAAGCCUCGUGUCAUUCAGAUGACCGAGACUGAAGAUGCACUCAAGCAGGAGAACUGGGAUCUCAACGUCUCCAAGCAGAACCUCGAGGAGCAGCUCUCUCAGAUCAAGUCGGCACUUAAGAAGGCCGAGCUCGACAAUGCCCGUCUCAACAAGCAUGUUACCAAGGCGCGUGAAACUGUCGACUCGCAGCGUCUGCAGAUCGAUGGCCAUGUUGCCGAGAUCGAACGUCUCAACAAGUCACGCGAAACCGAAAUCGCUCUUGCUCGAAGAGAGCGUGCCGGCAUGCAGCGAGAUGUGUCGGACCUUCAGAGCGAGCUGCACAAGUUCCGCAACCAGCAACCAAACAACGGCGGUGUUUCUCGCAGCGUCUCCAACAGCUUCAUGUCCGAUGUAGCCAACGACGAUGUCAACGGUGAUGCCGAUGCCCUUGCUGCUCGAUUGCGUGCUGCUUCCGGUGAAGCACCCCAAUCUCCUAGCGAGUCCAUCUACUCGACGGAUGGUGCGGUUCUCUCGCCUCUCGGCAACCGUCUUGGCCGGGACAAGGAGACGCAGGACUUGCGUGCCAAACUUGCCAUGGCUCAACGCAAGGCAGGCAAGGAUGCUGCCGAGAAGCGACGCGUUCGCGAGAAGAACGCUGAAUUGUCCAAGCUGCUCGUCAAAGCUGGUGUCAAGGUCCCACAAGGGCUCGUCGACGAUGCUGAAACCAGUGAGGACGAAGAACUGCACUGGGUGGACGAGAACGACGUCCACAGUCCCUCUGCCAAGCGUCUCUCCACUCUUCGUGUCAGCCGCCCCGCUUCCUCCAUCCGACCUCGCUUGGGUCGCAAGAUGGGCAUGGUCUCGAGCAACUCGACCGACUCUGUCGUCGAGUAUGCCGAGUUCGAAGACGACUCGCACGUUGGCACACCGCCUGGUCCGGAUGAUGCAUCGCCCUCGCGCGCCAGCCUCGAAGGCAUGGACCCGGCCUUUGCGGAUUUCAAUCGAUCCGACCCUGCCAAUUCCAGCAUCGACAGCAUCACUUCUCGUAACGCGCCGCGAGGCCACCGCUCUCGUUCUUCUAUUGGAAGCAGCCCUCUCGCUCGCAAUGCUCACUUGCCGCAAGAAGGCGACGAACAGGAGAGCCCCUCGCAACAACGUGUUUUGCCGAAGGGUGGACGACGAAGCGGAGCCGCUGUUCGCCUGGCUUCUGCGGAGUACGAGCCAAGCGCACUCGGCAACGAGCUGGGCGGUCUUGCAGCUGAGCUUGAGCAGCACGACAUCCGCGAGAUGCUCGAAUCGAGCAUGCAGACCGAUGAUCUACCAGACCUUAUCGCUCCAGCACUGGCCAAGCGCGAGGAGGAACAUAAGGCGCAGAUUGCAUUGAUCCGAAGCGAGCACGACGACGCUAUCAAGGCCAUCCACGCCGAGCACUCUGCAAAGGUGUCAGCAUUGCAAGGUCAGCACACCGAGGCAAUCACAGUACUCAAGCAGGCGCACGAGAAGGAGAUCGACAAUUUGACCUCUACCCACGAGAAGAGCUUAGCCGACAAGGACGAGGGCCACGCCGCGCAAAUGGAGGCAGCUCUCGCAGAGCGUGCCAAGGUCCACGACGCAGCCCUUGCAGAGGCCCGUUCGCGUCACUCGCAUGCGUUGGCAGAGCAGGUGGCCGCCUCUAGCGCCGCCCUUGCCGCCGCUGUAGCCUCUCACAAGACCUCCAGCGAAGAACACGAGCGCAAGGUCAAGGAGGAGAGGGAACUCAAGGAAGCUUCUCACACCUUUGCCCUCUCCCAAAAGGACCGUCAGCAUCAGGAAGCCCUCGAUGCGCUUAAGGUAUUGCAUGCUGAUGCGCUUGGACGUCUUCGUGAAGAGCACAAGCAGAUCAUUGCCAUCCGUGAAAAGGCGCUUGAGGAGGCUGAUGCACAGUUGAUUGAACGGGAGAAGGCGAGCAAAGAGGCCUCCGAGUCGCAUGCAGCCGAGAUUGCCGCUCUGCAGGAGUCUCUCAGGCAAGCAGUUGCCAAGCAUGAGAAGGCGAAGAAGGAACUUGCUGAAUCGCACGCAGCGGCUAUCGCUGAGUUGCAGCAACGUCAUCAGGAAGAAUUGGGCAAGCACGAGGCGUCCAACAAAGAGCUCGCUGCUUCGCACGCUUCCGAACUCACCAAGCUUCAAGACAAUCACCGAGAUGUGCUCGCCGAGCAUCAGAAGACCAACCAGGAGCUCUCCGCUUCGCAUGUUGCCGCUGUUGCCGCCCUGCAAGACAGCCACCGCGAAGCUCUCGCUGACCGUGACGCUCAGCUGGCCACCUCCAAGCAGCAGCUCGAGGCACGCGACCAGGAGCUUCGCGCCGCCAACGUCGAGAUCGAGGAGCUCCAAAAGAGCAUUGCUUCGCUCCGUACCGAGACCGAGCAGCUCAAGCAGCAGCUCGCCGAGCUCCAGAAGACGCACACUGCUACUGAGCGAGAGCUCUCCGAGACCAAGUCCAACCUCGACAUGAUCAACGACAAGGUCCGAAGGCAGGAAGAUCAGGCUCGUGAACUGGCCCAUCAGCGAGAGGCUGAAGCCACUGCUGCAGCUGCUGCCGUCGCAGCUCGAUCUGAAGCAUUGACCGCUACCGAGACGCAGAAGGAGCAACUCGAAGCCGCCCAUGCUGUUGCUGUUGCUCAGAAGGAGCGCCAGCAUCAGGACGCUGUCAAGGAGCUUGAAGACCGACACGACACUGUGGUUGCUCAGAUCCGUGCCGAGCACAAGCAAGCUCUCGAGGGCCGUGACGAGUCUGUCCAGAGGCACAAGCAGCUCGUUGCUGAGCGAGAACAGGAGCUCGAGAAGCAGCGAAGUGAAUUGCAGAAGACGCAGAGCAAGAUCCAGGCUCUCGAGCAACAGCUUGUCAGCGAACGCGAGCGUGCAGCCGAGGCGCAGCGAAGCGAAGUCGAGAAGGCCCAGGCCAGGAUCCAGCAGCUCGAGCAACAACUCGUCACCGAGCGAGAACGUGCAGCCGAACAGCAACGCAACGAGGUCCAAAAGGUACAGGCUCAGAUCGUCGUGCUCGAGCAGCAACUUGUCAGCCAGCGAGAACAGGCUCUUCAGGAUCACAAGAAGGAGGUCGAGAAGAUCCAGUCACAGCUGCAGACUCGGGAGCAACAGCUCACCAGCGAGCGCGAGCUGGCAAUUGGACAGCAGCGUGGCGAGGUCGAGAAGGUUCAAGUUCAAGUUCAGUCUCUCCAGCAACAGAUUGCAAAGCUGCAAAGCGAGGCCAGCACAGCACAGCAAUCUCGUACGACCGCCGAAGCCAACUUCAAGGGAUCUCAGAAUGCCUACUCGGUCCUCCAGAAGCAGCACGACGAGGUCAAGGCCAACGUCACUUCGCUCCAGUCCAAGGUCCGCUACCUCGAGUCUUCCAUCGCUGCUCAGCGCUCUUCUACUGAGCAGAACCGUAUUGCUUCUGACAAGGAGCUGCAGACUAUCCAGUCGGCGCUCAACACGGCUCAGAAGAAGGUGCGCGAACAAGAGGCUACCAUUGCCAAGGCUGAGGCUGCUGCCGCAGCUGCCCUCGCCGCAGCUGCUGCCGCCGAAGCACAGUUGCAGGCCAAGAACGAGGCGGCGAUGGACACCGAGAAUGAGGCUGACGAUUUUGAGGAUGCUGUCGAGGCUGCUCAAGCUCCGACGCCCGAGGUCGUUCAAGAAAGGGAGUUUGCAACACCGAAACCUCCCGCCAUCGAGCUGAAGGAGUCGUCAUGUCAAACUGACGACGAGGCUUGGCAACGCUUCCAGCAGCAACGCAACGCAGCCGUUGCGAACGAGCCUGUCUCGCCCCUCCAGCCUACGAGCGAGGCCGUUGCUGCUCAGAAGAAUCUGGUCAUCCUCGGUGGGUCUUCGAAUCGCCCUCGUGACUCGGUCGGCACUUUUGGAGGCGAACACGCUUCCUCGCCUGCCGCUGUCAUGUUCGGUACUGACGCCUUCGCUAGCCAGAACCAGAGCCGCAGGCCCUCAGUCGACUCCACAUGGUCGCGACACACGGACAGGAACGAAGCUAUUCCUCCCGUCCCGCCUCUCCCUGACAAGACCAAGGCACCGAUCAUGUCGAUGCCACCACCGCCCUCGAUGCCUCCGCCUUCGAUGACGAAAAGGAAUGUUGGCCAAGCACCGCCGCGGCCCACAUCGCCCCCUCCCGCGGACUUGUUGACGCGCGCUCAGCAGCGUCACCUGCAGGUGCCUCCCGGAUCGAGCGAGCAAUCUCGAUCUGUCUCACGAGCUUCUGGCCGCAGUGGCCCACCGCCCAGCGCCUACCCGUCCAGCAGCCGUGCUCGUCAGCAGAGCUCUGGCACUGGCAGCAUGCGAUCGCGAACCUACUCGAAUGAUUCGCAAGCCAACACAAACCCUCUCGAUGCUAGCAUCUACAGCAACUUGGCUUCCGGUCGCAAGAGCGUCGGCUCUCGCAAGUCAGCUGCUCGCCGACCUGCGACGGGUCCUCGCCAGUCCUCUGCCGCUUCGUUCGUGUCGGAUGUCACGUCGGAGGUCAGCCGUCGCCUGUCGACGAUGUCCUCGCGUGCUUCUGAGGCCGAUGCCGGGGACGAGACCUUUGUGGCCCGCGGUCAAGGUGCUGGCGGCAAAGCACACGCUCAGCGCGGUCUCUCCGAGUUGGGCGCUGACGCGACGGACCCUGCUAUCAUCCACGCCAUCACUCAGACCAUGAUUGGCGAGUACAUGCACAAGUACACGCGCAAGUCAAUGGGCCGAGGCGGACACUCUGAAAAGCGGCACCGUCGCUACUUCUGGCUCCACCCUUACACCAAGAUGCUCUACUGGACUAUCAGCGAUCCUGGUGGGGCCAAGGUGUCAGAGGGCACCAGCAAGAGCGCUUCGAUCGAAGCCGUCCGGGUGGUGGAAGACAGCAACCCCAAUCCGCCCGGCUUGCACCACGAAAGCAUCAUCAUCACCACAGCUUCACGUGAGGUCAAGGUCAGUGCACCUAGCCGCGAGCGACACGAUGCCUGGCUUGCCGCUCUCGAGUACCUUGUACACCGACCUACGAUUCAGGAGGCAACGGUGAUCGCCAGCAAUGCUGCACCCGAGCUGUUGAGCGAUGCUGAGAACGACGCCACAUUGAUCGCUCGAAGUGCAGGAGGCAGGACGAAGCCUCAUGCUUUAGCAGCGACAUUGGGCAGCUCAUCGAUUAUGGGUUCACGGAGACUUUCGGCUCAACGCAGCUUCUUGACUCGCCGAUCGUCGGAUCAGGUUUUGCGCACCGAGUCAACCCCGCGUCGACGCCAGGGAAGUGUUGGAGCUCAAAGCGUUCUCUACCCUUCGCUGGGCAAACGUCGUGAUGUUGCCGCCAAAGAAUGGCUGCAGCAGCACGAGCACGAUCGAGAGAUGUCGGUCUCGAUGUCUCCCAGUGAGAGUCUGCGAGGGGCCAUCUACUCUGCUAGUCUCCGAAGCGCCGAGGCAGCUGAAGAAGAGUACGAUUUUCUCGAUCUCACUGCGACUCAGUCAGCCAUGCGACGUGCACUCGCCAACGAUGAUCCUCGACUCAAAACAGCAGAACAAAUGCUGGAAGAAGACGAACCAGAAGACUGGGAUGGACUGACCAACGUUCGUGCCUGUUGUGAUGGCAAACAUGACGUCGGAUCACUCGCUCACAACCACACUCACCAGCACAGACCAGGAAGUGCUACAGGCAGUCGUAAAUCUACCCGUCUGCAUCGACGCGAGUUUUCGGGUGGAUCGAGAUUCUCUUCUGUCGGUCUGAAAUCGAAGCUUGAUGCUGCUGUCAGAGCUGCAGAGGAAAGAGAGGCUCAACAGCAACCACCUGUACCACGUCUUCCUGCUUCAUUGUUGCCCAACGGCGUAGGGACGGGGAGGAUCGUGAGGGAGAGCAUGGACAGUCAAGCUUCCGUCUCAAUGCCUACGAAUCAGGCUGGAGAUAGGUUGAAGAUUGUCGAUGCCAACUUUGCGAGUGUGUUUGGUGAGCCUGUUGCGGCUAAUGCAAAGGCGAGUGGGAGUGGAGCGCCGAGUUACGGAGAGAGAAUUGGUCAGAUUAGGAAAGCGAGACAGUCUGCUGGUAGUACCAAGUAG
Molecule: messenger RNA, 7068 nt
Organism: Ustilago hordei
Lineage: Eukaryota; Fungi; Basidiomycota; Ustilaginomycetes; Ustilaginales; Ustilaginaceae
Exons: 1
Coding region: 1-7068 (2355 amino acids)
Biological process (GO): establishment of mitochondrion localization; microtubule cytoskeleton organization; maintenance of protein location in cell cortex
Cellular component (GO): cell cortex; mitochondrion
Molecular function (GO): tubulin binding; phospholipid binding
Source: RefSeq, a predicted model, not a curated record